AAGUCCCGCCGCCUCCCGGCGUUCGGAGGAGUCGCGGGGGAGCGGCGGCAUGGCCCGGGCGGGCGGCAGCGUGUGCCGCUGCUGCUGCUGGGCGCUCGUCCUCCUGUGGGCGGCGGCGGGCGGCCGCGCAGAACUCCGCUAUGCAACUGUGUACUGGAAUAAAGCUGAAAAAAUACUUCAGGUCAGGAAUACACUGGACAGGAGUGGAGAUGCUUAUGGCUUCUACAACAACAGUCUACAGACAACAGGCUGGGGAGUCCUGGAGAUCAGAGCAGGCUAUGGCUCUCAGACCUUAAGCAAUGAAGAUAUUAUGUAUGUUGCUGGGUUCUUGGAAGGCUAUCUCACAGCUCCGCAAAUGUAUGACCAUGCUGCAAAUAUGUAUCCACAGCUAAUUAAGACUCCCACCAUUCGAAGAGGAGUUCAGAAUUUUAUGGCGAAACAAGAUCAAUGGACAAGACAACAAAUCAGAAAUAAUAAGGAUGACCCAUUUUGGAGGCAUGCUGGCUAUAUUAUUGCACAGUUGGAUGGUCUGUACAUGGGAGCCUUCGAGUGGGCUAAACUGCAUAAACUAACACCACUGAGCAACUUUGAUGUCCAGUUUCUGAAUGCAGUUGGAGACCUGCUGGACCUUAUUCCUGCAUUAUUUGAUUAUUCUGCACGGGGUGGACAGUGCAAUGUGGAUUCAGGAGGCCAUGGGAGAUACCAGUGGGACAUGGGACACUGCUCUGCACUGAUCAAGGUUCUACCUGGAUAUGAGAAUAUAUUUUUUGCCCAUUCCAGCUGGUUUACUUAUGCAGCCACACUGAGAAUAUAUAAACAUUGGAACUUCAAUAUAGUUGAUCCAUACACCAGCACCGGCCGUGUCUCAUUCAGUAGUUACCCAGGCUUUUUGGUGUCCCUGGAUGACUUUUACAUACUGGGCAGCGGCUUGGUAAUGUUGCAGACUACCAACAGUGUUUAUAAUGAAACCCUCCUUAAGCAAGUGGUGCCUGAAUCCUUGCUAGCUUGGCAGAGGGUCCGCAUUGCCAACAUGAUGGCAAAUGACGGCAAAACUUGGGCAGAGACCUUCUCCAACUGCAACUCUGGAACCUACAACAAUCAGUACAUGGUUCUAGACCUGAAGAAGGUCAAGCUGCAGAGGAGUCUUGAUGAUGGUGCAUUGUACAUCAUUGAGCAGAUCCCAACCCUUGUGGAGUAUUCUGAUCAAACAAAUGUUCUCCGGAAAGGUUACUGGCCUUCAUACAAUAUCCCUUUCCAUGAAAAGAUUUACAAUCUCAGUGGUUAUGCAUCAUACGUUGUCAAGUACGGCAUGGAUUUCUCCUAUGAGCUUGCUCCAAGAGCCAAAAUCUUCCGUCGAGACCAGGGCAAGGUGACCAACUUGGAAAGCAUGAAGUACAUCAUGAGAUACAACAACUAUCAGCAUGAUCCUUAUGCUGAACACAAUCCUUGCAACACCAUUUGCUGCCGGGAAGACCUGAAUCCUUCUAUACCAGUGCCUGCAGGCUGCUAUGACUCCAAGGUGUCGGAUUUCCGCCUGGCUGCAGCGUUCACGGCCUCGGCCAUCAAUGGCCCUCCGGUGCAGGGCGGUCUGCCGGUCUUCAGCUGGAGACGCUUCAACGGCACGCGGCACCAGGGCCUGCCUGAGUCCUACAACUUCGGUUUUGUCACCAUGAGGCCCAUCCUGUAAAACCAGUGCCAACAUCCACAAGUGGAUUUUUUUUAAAUGGAAAUUUUAUUUCUUGUGUAAUAAAUCGACCUGGAUGUCCGCAUCCCUGUGCCUUAUACCUCCCAUCCCAUGUCCUGCCUGCUACGCACUUUGUACUGAUAUUGGCUGCUUCUCUGCAGCCCAAAGCAUGUUCCUUUCUUCUGAGCUGUUUCAGUGGCCCUUCCUCUGACUGGGAUUGAUGAGAAGCAGGUGGCAGAGCUUUCUGUUGAUCUGAGCCAUCAUCACAGCUGUUCCCAGAGCAGGAGUGAGGAGCAAUGCCACCUGUGAGAAUGAUCUGUUUCUGGGUAGUAGCUGGGCCAAACCAGGUUGCUGCUUUGGGCUGUGCUGGCCUUACCUCAAUGCUGGCUUGAUGUCUGCCUUUUGUUUGAGUAGGGUGCUGCAAGUUGCUUCCCAUCAAGCACGUGUUCUCUGUGGCAGAUCAGUCUGUUCUGUACAGGAUGUGACUUUCAGUGGCACUGUCAAGACUUCCUUUGUGUGGCCAGAGCAGCUGGCAAUGUCAGGCUGCAAAAGAGGGUGAAGGGAAGUGGUCUGAUGCUUUGGAAAUGCCUCCAACCCAGGCUGCAGGGACAGAAAUGUAAUGCAAUGGAUCUCUUACAAGGGAUCUCUCUCUUGGAAUGGAUCAGCCCAUGCAUCUUUGUCUGCUCUCUCAGCUGUGGGGCCAGGGCUACUCUUAGCUACCUGUGUUUACACCAAGGAGUUGAAUCACUAGGCUGUUUUGUGCUAGAUGUUCUAUGUGUAAUUAAGUAAAACAAAAUAAACAACUCUUUCCUCAUGUCCUUGAUGGUCCAAGCUAAAUAGUGCACAGCACUGCCCUGUGUUAUGAAGGUGAAGAAUGAUGAGCAGUGUGAGGUUUUAAUGAAGCCUCUAGUGUUUAGCUUGUGUGAUGGGGAAGGGAGCAAGUUACUGGGUGAGGUUCUAGCUAAAUAUUUGGCUGUCACUGUAAGGGUGAGUUUUGCCAAGGGAAGAGGGACACCUGAAGUUACAGCAAAGCUGUUGAUGAUGAAAAAUUCAUGAAGGGACUGAAGUGAUUUGUUUGCUGAGGUAGGAGGUAGGUGUGAGAUACUGUGUGCAGAGACCUCCUCCAUGUGGUGGUGGAGCCACUGCCAGAUUGGAUUGACCUGGAUUGAACAGGCUGCAGCAGGCAUUAAGGAGGACACUGAAGGAAUGGAUCUGGGUCAUGAAGAGUGCUGCAAGGAUCUGAGCUGCCAGCAAGCAGAGGACCAAGAAUCAGCUGCUUUGAAACUGUAAGCACAGGAGGAUGGCUUGAUUUCACUGUCACUCCUAGACAAUGCAGCAAUACUGCAGGAUGAAUUUACUGCUUUUUCACAUAGUUUUAUAUAAAAAUACAACUGGAGAAGUACUGUUUAAAAGUUGGUCCCCAGGGACCAGGAAAUUGUCGAUGGAUUGCUGCAGUGAAGAGUGUUGUUGGCGCAGGACACAGCUAGAUGCUUCCACCUGCAGGGAGUGGAGCUGUGUGGCACUUGUGAUGUGCCCAUGACAUGACAAUAUGCAGUGGAAAUGGCAGCUCUGCCUUUCUCUCACCUUGAGCCUCCUACCUUGUUUUGUGCUCCAACCCAGAGUUGUGGGAAAUCAGAGCUCUUCUUUUGAGAGUGCCUUUCUGUAAGUAUUUACACCAAUGGGACCUUGGGAGCCUUAGAACUCCAAUCUGUGUGACUGUGGCUACUUGUUGCCUUUGGUUGUGCUGCUAAAGGCCAUUGCAUUCCUCUGGCUGUGCUGUCCUUUGUGCUUCCUUUGUUGCCAGGCCAGUCUGGGCUGAUCUGCCAGUCCUGACCACAGCAGCUGGGUCCAGCUCCUCUUCCCUGCACAGCUGCAUCAGUGACCAGACGAGGCUUUGAUAGCAUUGCAUGGCCCUGUAGGCGGCUGCGAAAGAACUGACAGACAGCUACAUGAAGUUUAAAUACGUCUUAAAGUAUCUUAUUUCCUUCUGCAGAUGCCACUUGGAAUAAAAAAAAAGAAGGUAUGCUCUAAGCAGAGGAUUUGUGGCAGAAGUUGCCACCUUUUUCAUACCCUGCUUUCAGGUUUUUUCCAAGUCCUGUGGCUUCUAACUCUUCAGGUUUCCAGGUCUGGCUGAAGAGGGACUUGGUGGGGAGAUGGAAGUGGGAGGCUGUAGUGGUAAAUCUCUCUUGCCAUUAUGAAAAAAUACUCUUCAGUCAAUGCCUAGAGGAAAUGACUCCUCUCAGCAGGACCAUCAAAAUUGUCACAUGGAAUACAAGCUUUCACAUGUUUUACCAUCCCCUUUUUCUGAAAUUCAGUUUCAAACCUGCCCCUCCUGGUUCUAGUGGUCAUACCCUGCACAGCCUCAGCUCUAACAGGGGCCAUGGACUGUCACAGCAGGAGACACCUGGGCAUGGUACCAGUGCCUGCCCAGGCCAGGCUGCACUUCAGGGAGAAACCAACAGCAUUCCUUUGGCAGUGUCCUGGUGCUGUGCUGCUAGCUCAGAUUUGCUUCUCAGCUGACUGCUGGGGUUUUUUCAGUUUCCUUACUAGAAGCAUCAGUGGUGUGCAGAAAUGGACUGUGCUCUGGGGCUGUAGCACUUUCCAGACCUUCCACGGAGUGUGUGCCAGAGCUGCUCUGCAGUAAACAGCGAGUGUUAUGCACGUUCACAUUCUCACUUCGCUCUACUUU
This is a messenger RNA of Camarhynchus parvulus, 4373 nucleotides long. It is a transcript of the gene PLBD1, whose product is annotated as phospholipase B domain containing 1. Gene Ontology annotation, biological process: phospholipid catabolic process. Gene Ontology annotation, cellular component: extracellular region. The coding region runs from base 50 to 1687 and encodes 545 amino acids. The record is from RefSeq and is a predicted model, not a curated record. NCBI's taxonomy places the organism in Eukaryota, Metazoa, Chordata, Aves, Passeriformes, Thraupidae. The transcript is spliced from 11 exons. Gene Ontology annotation, molecular function: glycerophospholipase activity.